This is a messenger RNA of Castor canadensis (American beaver), 1419 nucleotides long. Lineage: Eukaryota; Metazoa; Chordata; Mammalia; Rodentia; Castoridae. The record is from RefSeq and is a predicted model, not a curated record.
AUGCUGAGCUGCACAGCGUUCGCCCCCUCAGAAAACCAUCGCCCCAAAUCCUACGUGCUCUGGAGCUGCAGCAAGAAACGUGAUGGUGGGCCUUGGCAGCCGAGGCAGGCACCAGCUCACCUGGGCACCGAGCGCAAAUUGCUGGGGCAGGGGAUACCCUCUUGGGGGAAUAAGAGGGAAAGGGCGAUUCUCCUGCAGCAGAUGCGAAGCGAAGUAGCUACAGACAAAUUAGCCCCCGAGAGGGGGAAAGGUGAUGGCCGUCCCAAGUGCGUCUGGCCAAGAGCCUUCCCCAUUCGCACCCCAGCCUCCCCGGGAGAAGGUCGUGCACCGAGCAAGCCUUCCCGCGCUCAGGACAAGGUCCAAGGUCUGGCGCCACAGUGCAGCACCGCGAGCGCGGGGAGGGGGCGCUGCUCCGCAACCUUCACCGCUGUCCUCCGCCACCCCGCGCGGCCCCGCCGCCUUCUCAUUCCUCCAGCUUCCCCGCAACCCCUGCGCUCCCGUGCGCGCUUGCUUGCUUGCCUGCUUCCUGCCGCUGUCGCCGCCACCGCUGCCCCGGCCAUGGCCACCUGCUUUUGGCUGCGGAGCUGCGGGGCCCCACGCCUCCUACUGGCGCCUCCUGGCCGUCGCCUUCGCCCCUGCGCGGACUGCUUAAGGCCCACAGUUGGGCCCACGCCCGGCCGGGCCCAGCUCCGCAGCUAUGCCAGGGGCCCGGCCGGCCUCUCCACAGAGCUGCUGCGCACCGACAGCUUCGUGGGUGGCCGCUGGCUCCCGGCCGCUGCCACCUUCCCAGUGCACGAUCCCGCCAGCGGCGCUGCGCUGGGCAUGGUGGCCGACUGCGGGGUGCCCGAGGCCCGCGCCGCCGUGCAAACCGCCUACGAGGCCUUCUGCAGCUGGAGGGGGGUCUCGGUCAAGGAGAGGAGUUCAUUACUUCGGAAAUGGUACGAUUUAAUGAUACAAAAUAAGGACGACCUUGCAAAAAUAAUCACUGCCGAGAGUGGAAAGCCACUGAAGGAGGCACAGGCAGAAAUUCUUUAUUCCGCCCUUUUCCUAGAGUGGUUUUCAGAGGAAGCCCGCCGCAUUUAUGGAGAUAUUAUCCCUAUGUCCCCAAAGGAAAAGCGGGCCCUGGUCUUCAAACAGCCCAUUGGUGUGGCCGCCAUCAUCACACCGUGGAAUUUUCCCAGCGCCAUGAUCACCCGGAAGGUGGGGGCCGCCCUGGCAGCCGGCUGCACUGUGGUGGUGAAACCUGCUGAAGACACGCCCUUCUCCGCCCUGGCCCUGGCCCAGGUGAGCCUCUCUUUGUGUGUUUGUAGACAGCCAACCACGUCCAUGAGUGGAUGUUUAUCAGGGGCAGAAAGGGGCAGUUUUGGAGCCUCCGUGAUUGCCUGCAUCUCCUGUGUGCUACCACGUUUUAACCGACUG